Molecule: messenger RNA, 1493 nt
Organism: Arabidopsis lyrata subsp. lyrata
Lineage: Eukaryota; Viridiplantae; Streptophyta; Magnoliopsida; Brassicales; Brassicaceae
Product: protein EMSY-LIKE 2
Exons: 10
Coding region: 277-1239 (320 amino acids)
Biological process (GO): defense response to fungus
Cellular component (GO): nucleus
Source: RefSeq, a predicted model, not a curated record
ACACUGCACUUCCGCUUUUUCAAGAUCAAUCUCUAUCUCUAUUCAUAAAAAAGUUCUUUCCUUUUUGUCAAAUUCUUUCAAUUUCUCACUUGAAUUCCCUACGAAUUACUCUCACUUCGGAUCCAAUCAGCUCUUUAUAGCCUCUGCGUUUGGGAGUCAAUCUUUCUCUCUUCGAUAAUUAAGGGUUUCGUACAAAGAUUGCGGUUUUACGACAGGAUUCUGUGUAAGGAGAAGAAGGUAUACAAGAAGGGCUAGUUUCAUUUGGAUGGAAAGUAUAUGGUAGGUUUACGCAUUAAUAUGGAAGCGCAGAUUCAUAUACUUGAGCAGGAAGCUUAUUCUGCUGUAUUAAGGGCUUUUCAAGCACAGGCUGAUGAAUUUUCUUGGGAUAAACAAGAUGUGAUGACAAACCUACGUAAAGAAUUGAGGAUAUCUGAUGAUGAAAACCGAGAACUGUUGAACAAUCUUCAUAAUGGUGAUCUUAUCAAAAGAAUAAGAGAUUCGAGACCUAGAGGUGGAAACCAGGUUGUUAGACAUCAAUCCCUCGAUGUUCUUCCUAGUCCGACCUUUUCAGCUUCUCGGAAGAAGCAGAAGACGUUCCAAUCCUAUCCGUCGAUUGGUUCUACUAGAAAUAAGUCGUUCAAUAACCGUGUAGUAACUGCAAAUGAACCCGCUGAAGCUCUUAUUGGAAGAAAAGUGUGGACAAAAUGGCCUGAUGACAACAGCUUUUAUGAAGCAGUAGUGACACAAUACAAUGCAUAUGAGGGUCGACAUGCGUUGGUAUAUGACAUAAACACAGCAAAUGAGACAUGGGAAUGGGUUGAUCUUAAGGAGAUUCCACCGGAAGAUAUAAGAUGGGAUGGAGAGGAGAAUGGGGUAACUUUGAAUGUAGGACAUGGCGGUGGAACAACCCGUGGGAAUCGAAGAACCUUAAGCCAUGGUGGUAGAGGGAGAGGUCCAAGAACUCAGCCAAGAAGAGAACAUUUAGCAAUGGAAAACGGUGGUGGGAGGAAGUUUUUCGAUGAGAUUGAAUUGUUCAACACAGACUCACUCGUGAAAGAGGUGGAGAGAGUUUUUGAUUCUAACCUUCCUGAUCCACAUGAGCUUGAUAAGGCCAAGAAACUACUCAAGGAACAUGAACAAGCGCUUAUUGCUGCCAUUGCAAGGCUUGCAGAUGCUUCUGAUUACGAAACCGAUGGAGAAGAACCGUAUUCGCAUGAGCUUCCAAUGCUGCUGGGAUGACACUAGAUCAAAAAACACCAUCAACCCUAGGAAAAAUGACCAGCAAUAUUUCUUUUUUCUUUUUAUUCUGCUAUGCUUUAAGCCUAAGGGAUCCUAGAAAAGGAUUUUGUUCAUAUAUGAUAAACAUUAGUAUUCUUUUAAGUUGUGGUUUCAGAUGUAUGAUAUAUAUUCGUUAGGAAUUUUGUUUGUAAAAACACAAUAUAUUCUUUUUGAAAUUUCUGAAGCUGUGUGACCAUCAUCAGGCUUGCCAUCAA